AUGAGGCACAUGAAUCAGACGUCCAUCAGCGACUUCACCCUCGUGGGGCUGUUCUCCUCCUCGCGAACCAGCCUGGUCGCCUUCUCCUCCCUGUGCGUCAUUUUCGUCCUGACCCUGGCAGAAAACGCCCUCCUGAUCCUGCUCAUCCGCAGCGACUCCCGCCUCCACUCCCCCAUGUACUUCCUGCUCAGCCAUCUCUCCCUCAUGGACAUCUUGCACGUUUCCAACAUUGUCCCCAAGAUGGUCUCCAACUUCCUGUCUGGCACCAGGACGAUCUCCUUUGCAGGCUGUGGAUUCCAGGUCUUCCUGUCCCUCAUACUGCUCGGUGGCGAGUGCCUUCUCCUAGCGGCCAUGUCAUAUGAUCGCUAUGUGGCCAUCUGCCACCCCCUGCGCUAUGCCAUGCUCAUGAGUGACAGAGUCAGUGUGCUGCUGGCCGCGGGGGCCUGGCUGGUGGGCACCCUCAACUCCACUGUGCACACGGCCUAUGUGCUCCACUUCCCCUUCUGUGAGCCCAGGGUGAUCGACCACUACUUCUGUGAAGUCCCUGCCUUGGUGAAGCUCUCCUGCGUGGACACAUCACGCUAUGAGCGAGGGGUUGAUGUCAGUGCCAUUAUUUUCUUGUUGAUUCCUUUUUCCAUGAUCUCUGUAUCUUAUGCCAAAAUUUUACAUACUGUCUUGCAAAGCAAGUCAUCAGAGGCCAGGAGAAAGUCCUUCUCCACCUGCUCCUUCCACAUGGUUGUGGUUGUCAUGUACUAUGGGCCGUUUAUUUUCAUGUACAUGAGGCCUAGGUCCUACCACACUCCGGGCCAGGACAAGUUACUGGCCAUAUUCUACACCAUCCUCACACCCAGCCUCAAUCCUGUCAUCUACAGCUUCAGGAACAAGGACGUGCUGAAGGCAAUGAAAGGCGUGUUCCAGAGUAGUGUUGUAUAUAGAAAAUAG
Molecule: messenger RNA, 942 nt
Organism: Octodon degus (degu)
Lineage: Eukaryota; Metazoa; Chordata; Mammalia; Rodentia; Octodontidae
Product: olfactory receptor 2AJ1-like
Exons: 1
Coding region: 1-942 (313 amino acids)
Biological process (GO): G protein-coupled receptor signaling pathway
Cellular component (GO): membrane
Molecular function (GO): G protein-coupled receptor activity; olfactory receptor activity
Source: RefSeq, a predicted model, not a curated record